Diorhabda carinulata is the source of this 1822-nucleotide messenger RNA. RefSeq names its product metallo-beta-lactamase domain-containing protein 1. The coding region runs from base 176 to 784 and encodes 202 amino acids. The record is from RefSeq and is a predicted model, not a curated record. Lineage: Eukaryota; Metazoa; Arthropoda; Insecta; Coleoptera; Chrysomelidae. The transcript is spliced from 2 exons.
AGUGUUCAUAACCUCAAAUUAUUGAUAAAUAUUUUUCGUACAUAAGUACAGUGGAAAAAAUUGUGAAAACGUUAUUUUCAUUUAAAGAAUAUAUCGAAACUGUUAAUCACUUUAUGAAAAACUAAAGGAAACCAAUUGUGAGUAAAUUAAUACCAAAUUAAAAGAAAUUUUCAACAUGAACAAAGAAAAUAUAAAAGUAUUAUUCAACGGUUAUUCCAAAUUCGAAAAUGGUAAUUACUUCGCCAAUUGUUCUUGUGUUUUAAUAAAAACUACACCCUGUAUAAUUAUCGAUACGAUGACGUCGUGGGAUGAAGAAAAAUUAUUGAACGCAUUGAAUGAAGAAGGUGUAUAUGCGAACGAUAUAAAAUUCGUAAUUUCCACUCACGGACAUUCUGAUCAUAUUGGUUGCAACCAUUUGUUCAAAUCGGCUACUCACAUCGUAGGUUACAGUGUUUCACACAGGGACGAAUAUUUUACAGAACCGGAUUUCAGAAAUAACGAAGAAUACGUUAUUAACGAACACGUUAAAGUUGUUCCUACACCGGGGCAUACAUUACAAGACGUAACCGUUCUCGUCGAAACCGUAGACGGGUUAAUAGCGGUUACGGGGGAUUUAUUUGAAAAAUAUGAAGAUCUCGAUGAUGAUUGCGUGUGGUUAAAUGCCGGUAGCGAUUCGGAGACGUUGCAGAGAGAAAAUAGGAGAAAAAUAUUGGAUAUUGCGGAUUAUAUAGUACCUGGACAUGGUGCUAUGUUUAAAGUUCCUGAAAAGUUUAAAAAGAACUGAACUUUCGUUGGAUUUUGACACUAUUCACUAGUACCGAUUCAUAAUUACGCGUUUCUGUAACCUCGUUAUUAUCAUUAAACGUAUUUUCAAUUUUAUGAACAUCAUCGAUUAAAUCGAAGUCAUUGCCGAAGAAAUCGCUGGCCUUCUUCUACAUCGACAUAUUUCGCGUGGGAGAGUAGAUACUAAGAAGUUUGUAACAAAAGUGAGGUCACCAAUGAGUUACAGAAUGAAAAACGAUUGUCCAGAAGAUCAAUAGUGAGGCUACUCGAUUCAUAUCCGGCUCGAAGGACCAGACAAUGUAAUUCUGAAUGUAGAUUUAGUACUUCAACUUCAGUCUCUGAAGACGGUAACUUGGUUAACAAAACGCGUAGACGGUGUAAUUGGGAGUAAAUGUCCCCAAAUGAAGAGUCCAGUUACUGUAAAAGAAGUUACGCUAUCAAAGAUGUCGUUUCAAUCGCGCGUACUCGGCAUCCUUGAUCGGUUCUUCUUUUGGUAUAGAAGCUCGAGCUCGUUUUGUAUUCAAUCCGGCUUAAAAGCUUACGAACGAUAUAGUAUUACCCCGUUCUGAAGAGAUCCAACAAUAUAAAAACAUGUCAACGGAUUAUAUUGCAAUUGCGAAUCAUAAAUGAUGUGAUUAUGGGGAAAAAAUCGAUCGACAUGUUUUUUGAACACAUUAGCCGGGAAAGUGAUUGUUCUAUUCACUAAGGCUCGGAAUGGAAUAUAAGAGAGGAAUUUAUCGGUGCCAAUGUUGUUAUACACGAAACGAAUAACUGCGCUAGCUCGUAUUGUCUUCAAUCCUGGUUAUAAGCUUCUUAACGAGUUACCAUGUUCUGUAGAAAUCCAACAAAAUAAAAACCGGUCCACGAAUCAUACCACUCCCCCUGCAAUUGCAAUCCAUUAAAGAUGUUGAUUUUGAGAAAAAGUCGCAUUGGAGAAGAUGUCGAGGCAUUUAUCAGAAAAAUUGAUGUUUUAGGAAGGGUCAUGUAUUUGAAUUAACAAAGUUGUGAAAAUAGGGAAAGCAAACUGUAAAAAUAUCGA